UCCAUGGCGGCUCCAGGCAACUGCCGAGGCGGGAAAAGGACGCCGUUCAGAAGCCGCUUCCUCACCGAUCCGGCCCGCCUUUUCCAGCAUAACGCCUGGGAUAAUGUGGAGUGGUCUGAAGAGCAGGAAGCAGCUGCACAAAGGAAGGUACAGGAGAACAGUGUGCAGUUUGUAUCUCCAGAUCAGCAAGAGGCCUAUGAAGCCAAUGCCAACGAAUAUUGGAAUGAAUUCUACAAAACCCAUGAAAAUGGCUUCUUCAAGGACCGCCACUGGCUUUUCACAGAAUUUCCUGAACUGGCUCCAAACCAAAAUGUCAGUCAGAAUGGCACGGCUAUCUCUGAAGACAGUGGCUCUGUGCAGCAGUCCAAGCGCUUGGGCCCUGGGUGCUACUGUAGCAAUGGGCUUGAUAUAGUGGAGGAGACUGGGGCCUCAGAGCACCGGUCAGACUCCAAGAUGAGCAGUUGUAACGCUGUUUGCCAGUUAUGUACACAAGUGGAAAUGGCAUCACAGAACCUGGGGGAAAUAAGACUGAAUGACUUCCCAGGGUCGUCUGCUACCUACCGGAUACUAGAGGUGGGCUGUGGUGCUGGAAAUACAGUCUUCCCCAUCCUCCAAACCAACAAUGAUCCCAACCUGUUUGUUUAUUGCUGUGACUUCUCCAGUAGGGCAGUGGACCUUGUCAAGGCUCAUCCAGAAUAUGACACGUCUCGCUGCUUUGCCUUCGUUCACGACCUUUGCAAAAAUCAGAUGCCUUUUCCAAUGCCAAAUGAGAGUCUUGAUGUGGUGGUCCUUAUCUUUGUCCUUUCGGCGCUCCUUCCAGAAAAAAUGCAGCGCGUAAUUAACAGACUUAGCCAGCUUCUAAAGCCUGGUGGAAUGAUUCUAUUACGAGAUUAUGGCCGUUAUGACCUGGCCCAACUCCGCUUCAAGAAAGGUCAAUGUCUGGCUGAUAAUUUUUAUGUGAGAGGAGAUGGCACUAGAGUUUAUUUCUUCAUGCAAGAUGAGUUGGAUUUGCUCUUCUCCACAGCUGGCUUGGAAAAAGUCCAAAAUAUAGUGGACCGUCGUCUGCAGGUGAACAGAGGAAAACAAGUUACCAUGUACAGGGUGUGGAUCCAGUGCAAAUACCGCAAACCCCUCAGGCUGAGGAGAGACCAGAAGACACACACUCAGCACUGUGCCUAGGCUUAAGGAGACCCACUUCUUCUGAGGACUGCCCCCAUAACCUGGGGGAAAGCAGCACAAAUUUGGUACAGCAAUGGGACUCCUUGGUACCGAGGUCAAAGAAACAGAGCUUUUCUUGGUGUAAAAAUUUAAAUGGGGGCUUUUCAGAAUGUUUAAUACCAGUAAUGAGCUUGAUCGCCGAUUAUGGCCCACAGAACCCUUCAGUGUCCUCUGAUUCACAGGUCUGCCUCUGACUUCUUUGGUAUUCAUUCUGGCACAAACCACUUAAAUCUGUCUUCUUCAGGGCCCAGAUUGGACAGGCUUCCUUCUGCUGUUUAUUUCUACAGGGAAAAGGGGACGUGCCUUCCCAAUGGCCUCCUUUUGUUAGCAUUGAAGAUUUCUUUAGAUACAGGAAUGCGCAUCACAAGACAUUCUUUGUAGGCAAAAACCACUUCCAUGAGCAAUGCAAAUGUUGGAAUGAUGAACACUCAUGAGAGUCAGGCAUCUUUUCAGGCACUAUAAAAUCACAACUUGUAUUUUUCCAGUUCACAGGACAGCAAAGGUGAUCCUGUGAGCUUAGUUCUCCUUUGCACUAUAUCAUUCAGUAUACCACUCGUGCAAGCAAGUUUUUGUUCCUCAAAGCAACUUUAUUUCCAAAUACAAAGCUGCUUCUUGCAUUAUCUGUCAUGAUGGCUGAAACCCCUUGUCUCUGAAGCCCCUCUGGCUUUAUCAUCUACCUGUUUGAACCGCCUCCAUGGGGCUUUGGUUGGUUAGAAAUAUAGAAUAUAAAUACAUGGAUUUUUAAAAAAAUAAAUUGGAUUUGAUUUAAUUUGCUAAAGUUAUGUUAAUAUAUAUCUUUUAUCAUUUAAACCAGGUUAUAUUAAAAUCUAAAUUUAAUAGUAACAUGUUAAAAGUCCUAGACACAAUCUCUUAAAACUGGAUAAUGACAAUCAAACCCUUGCUGUCGCGCUGCCCACCGCCCAUGGAAUCCACCAAUAGACGGGGGAAAACCUGCAGCAAAACCGUCCAGUUAUGGAACUAUUCCCGGCCUGCCCGUCUUGUUCUUGUGCCGCCAAUAAUAGCCAGAGAACUCUGGGGAAGAUUUGGAGUCCCGUUCAAAGCGGGAGCCCUUCAGCCGUUCCUCCCCGGCGGGCAGCUGUGUGAGGGUGCUUGCUCUGUGUCUCGCUGCCUGCUCCGGGCGGGGGGGGGGGGAGGAGUGGUGACUGCAGACAAGCGAGUCUCAGCACAGCACAGCACCCCUAUUCUUGGUGGUCUCCCAAUAGUGACUGUGGCUAACCCUGCUUAGCUUCUGAGCUCAGGCUAGGCUGGGCUAUCCAGGCUGCUCUUUUAAGACCCAUUGAAAUCAGUGUGUUAGAUCCAGCCGGUUAUUUCACUCCUUUUUACCCAAUACCUCUUCUUCCUACAGUGCCCGUCCAAUAUGGCUUUUGUCUGGGCAGGUCCCACGAUCCCCAGCAUAAUCUUUUUAGGUGGUUAAAGGGGACCCCUCCCCCUUUCUCACCAGCAGAAAUGCGGUUUGGAUCCUCUCCAAUAGGUUUCAAGAGUGGUUGUGACUGAGUUCCAUUCCACUCAUUUGAUAAAAAGGUUUCCAAGUCCCACAGGUUCAAGGAAUACAUUAAUCGAGGUUGUAGUGUGACUUUUAGUUCUGGAUUGUGCCCCCUCACACAUUUUGUGUAAACUGAAACAGUAUAAUUUCCACUCAAGGCAAUCCCCCAGUGUUUGUAGUGCCUGAAACGAUUAAUAACAACAUUUCGUUUUUAUAUACCGCCCUUCAGGACAACUUAAUGCCCAUUCAAAGAAGUUUAUAAAGUGUGUAAUUAUCCUCAGGACAAACACCCUGUGAGAUGGGUGGGGCUGAGAGAGGUCUAAGAAGCCGUGACUGACCCCAGGUCACUCAGUUGGCUUCAAGUGGAGAAGUGGGGAAUUAAACCCGGUUCUCCAGAUUAGAGUCCUGUCACUCUUAACCAUGCUGCUGUAUGUUCUAUAGAAAUGCCAGCAUCAGGCAAAUUCUUCACAGCUCACCUUUGAAUCCAUCCUUUUUGCUGGAUCACACAAAUCAAAGAAUGAUCUUACCAGCCCCCCAGCCAUUCCUUGCUACUAUUAUAGUAGAAAAGAACUGUGGGCCCCAGGUGCCUUCAAGAAUCUUGUUUUGUGAUCUCUUCAAUAUUAAAGCAACCAUUAUUUAUGUAUUGAAUAGCUAUAAUAAAACUUUUAUUUUAACAAG
Molecule: messenger RNA, 3400 nt
Organism: Eublepharis macularius
Lineage: Eukaryota; Metazoa; Chordata; Lepidosauria; Squamata; Eublepharidae
Product: tRNA N(3)-methylcytidine methyltransferase METTL2-like
Exons: 9
Coding region: 4-1179 (391 amino acids)
Molecular function (GO): tRNA (cytidine-N3)-methyltransferase activity
Source: RefSeq, a predicted model, not a curated record